AUGAAACGGUGCAUCCACCACGCAAACAAACUAGCCUCCAAACACCAGCGUUUCUCUCUUCUUCGACCCAGACAACACCCUAUCUGCAAUGUUUGUCAGGUUAGAAACUGUUUUUUCAGAUGUUUGAAAUUCAUUCACGUUCUGUGUAGAGAGUGCGACGUGUCGAUUCAAUCUGCGAAUGAACACACCCUUAAGCAUGAUAGGUUCCUUCUCGCUGGUGUUAAACUUUCUGCUUCUUCUUCAUCGCAAGAAACCCCUUCUCCUUCAAACUCCGCCCCUGAUUCUCUUUUUGACGUUGGUGUUGAAGCGGCGGCUUCCACCGACGCUAGCAGCAUAUCGGAGUAUUUGAUAGAGACUCUUCCUGGGUGGCAGGUUGAAGACUUUCUCGAUUCAUAUUCUGUUCCCUUUCGUUCCGGUGCUCGUGAAAUUUUCUCCAAUUGA
Vigna angularis (adzuki bean) is the source of this 441-nucleotide messenger RNA. RefSeq names its product B-box zinc finger protein 21-like. The transcript is spliced from 4 exons. Bases 1 to 441 code for a protein of 146 amino acids. Lineage: Eukaryota; Viridiplantae; Streptophyta; Magnoliopsida; Fabales; Fabaceae. Gene Ontology annotation, cellular component: nucleus. The record is from RefSeq and is a predicted model, not a curated record. Gene Ontology annotation, biological process: regulation of DNA-templated transcription; photomorphogenesis.